AUGCCUCCACAUCUACACCCUCGUUCGACAGCAACAUCCACAUUGUUUGCUGGCACUCUACUCGCGUCUUUUGUUGUGGUGGGCAUCCCGCACCUAUUUCCAUGCCCACGGCCACGGAAGGGAUACGCAGAUGCAGAAAUCCAGUUCGAUGCAGAAGGAAGACCAGUGCGACGGAAAGCUAGCCAAAAUGCAUCAGACACGUCUGCAUCGUUGAAAGACUCCUCAGAUCUGGACAGGGUGAUGGUGCAACCACAAAAUAAGAGCUUGCGAAAGGGCCUUGCACAACGCAAGGAUAUUGAGGAGGAAGCUGCGCUAUUUCGCGAAUUGCAACGAGAAGCAGAAGCAUUAGACAAGCAAGGCCACGAGUGUCCUGUUCCUAAGCCAAGGGGUAUACUCGGACGUCUACUGGGCUUUGAAGACAAGAAUAUGGUUGCUGCAGCAGAUGAGAAAAGCUGA
Exophiala viscosa is the source of this 456-nucleotide messenger RNA. RefSeq lists its product as uncharacterized. Lineage: Eukaryota; Fungi; Ascomycota; Eurotiomycetes; Chaetothyriales; Herpotrichiellaceae. Bases 1 to 456 code for a protein of 151 amino acids. Gene Ontology annotation, cellular component: mitochondrial matrix. The record is from RefSeq and is a predicted model, not a curated record. The transcript has a single exon. Gene Ontology annotation, biological process: mitochondrial respiratory chain complex IV assembly.